Molecule: messenger RNA, 10266 nt
Organism: Cuscuta epithymum
Lineage: Eukaryota; Viridiplantae; Streptophyta; Magnoliopsida; Solanales; Convolvulaceae
Source: the annotation of a GenBank genome assembly
GUUGCAUUUAUUUAAGAAUGGAGGUACUAUAAAAACAUCAUUUGACUGACUAGCGUUGCUAGGUUGGCAAUCCGCAGGUUGUUACAAGUCGUGGUCAGGUCUCCCGCUCAGCUAUCUUGGAGGAAUCUAAAACCCAUUUGUAUUUCUGCUUGCGCGCUUCUUUCUUUCUCUCUCAGAAACAAAAUCCACAGACUAAAGAAGAUUUCGGACCGUUUGUAAUCGGACCGUUGGCAAUCCGCAGGUUGUUACAACCCUAUCACCAAGUCGUCGGUCUAUUGGGCGCUAUCUAUAGGGUAGAGAUCAUGUAAAAACACCCUCUAACAUAAAAAAUGGGAAGGAAUCGUGGAUGUAGAAAUCAAGCAAUCGUACGGUGGACAUAAAAUUUGCUCCGUGAUACGGUGCAUUGAAUGUGAGGACAUUAUUUCUCUGAUUACAAAAUUGAUAGGAGGCGCAAUAGAGGGGGUAUAAUUGUCUUUCAUUUCACUUACCAAUUUUAAGAAAAACUUAUCUUGCUGAAAUCGGUGAUACACCGAUAAUCCCACCUUCCCCUCUCCAAUUAAUUAUUACUCCCUCCAGUUCACAUUCUUCUUUACACUUUCCUUUUUUGUCAGUAUCACAUUCUUCUUUACACUUCCUUAUUUGCCUUAUUUGGCAAACAAAUCUACAUAAAACAGUGUCAAACAGUGUCCAAACAGUGCCAAACAGUGUCCAAACAGUGUACUCUACAGUAAAGUCAAAUUUAUUUUCUUAAAACUUGUGAAUUCAAAGUGUCAAGGAGAUUAUGAACCGGAGGGAGUAAUAGCUAAAGUAAGAAAGUGCAGAGGUUUGCACUUGUCUACAUAUAUGGUUUGCGGGUGGAUAGCAAGGGCCAAAAAAGUGAGAAAAUAGGCACGUUAUGUGUAUGUAGGUUGUAAAAUACCAUUAGUGGAUUAAUUAAUGCAAAAAGUGUAGAUAAGGGAAUAUAUUAAUAUAUGACUGCAGGGACCACUUUGAAUAUAGUGGAGACUGACACAAAUAGAGGCAUAAGAGCUCAAAAGAGGGAUAAAGUGGGAUGUGAAAUAUUGAAAGAAAAAUUCUUUUGGUACACCUUGGGUUACACCUUGGUGUACACCCUAUAUAAUCCCCAAUUCCUUAUUUCUCCCCUCCCAACUUUUUUCUCUCCCCUCUCUCACACUCUCUUCUCUCCACUCCUCUCCCAUUUGAAUCAUACAGUUCCCCUCCCUCCUCUCUUUCUUCUUUCCUUUUCUUCUUCUUCAACAUCUUGUUCUUUCUUCAUUCUUUCUUGCUUUCUUCCUUUCUCCUUCUCCUUCUCCUUCUUCUUUCCUUCUCUUUUUGAGGUUUUGUUCACCCUAAUCAUCUUCAUUAUCUUCAUCACCAUCUUCUUCUUUUUCUUUCCUUCUCACUUUUUACAUUUUAUCUACACAGACACUGGUUUGUUAUAGUGUCUACGUACACAGACGAAAAUUGAAUAUAUAUAGACACUUUUUUAUACAAGACAACUAACGUCUGUGUACACCGACACUUGUUUUCCAACUAAUUUUUUCACACCGACACUUUUUUGUCUACACAGACAAGUAGACAACUAUCGUCUGUGUACACCGACACUUGUUUUCCAACUAAUUUUUUCGCACCGACACUUUUUUGUCUACACAGACUACUAACGUCGGUGUACACCGACACUUGGUUUCCAAUUAAUUUUUCACACCGACACUUUUUUGUUUACACAGACAACUAAUGUUUGUGUACACCGACAUCGGUUUCCGUGCAACCAACCUGACAAAUCUGGAAACUAAUUUUACUCACACCGACACUUUCAAAGAAAGUGUCUGUAUUUGUGUGUUUUCUGCCUGUCUGUGAGAAGGGCAAAUAAAUGGGUGUACCCAAGGUGUACCAGAGUCUACACCAAGAACUAUUGGAUAAGGAUUCCACCGCUAUCACACCCUGUCCGAAUAUCUUCCCAGUAGACCCUUCCAUCUCCCCUCAUAUCCUUCAUUCUGUAGUAAGCAAAUUGCUCUGAGAGAAUCCGUCUCGAGGAUGAAGUUCGAAUACCCCCUCUCUGUCGCCCAUCUGAUUGCCGUGUUGCAAGCGUUGAGUUCAGCAUCAAGAGGAGAGUCAGCUUGCAGACGAAAACUCAGACCCAGAGAUAAUUUGACCCUGAGAAUUACGCAUAAGAGCUCCCCCAGACGAUUGCCCAGCUGAAAAGGAUGAAUCGACAUUCAUCUUCAGAUUUGGCGUGAGGUGAACGUUGCUCAUCUUCUCCAUCUGACUUCCUGAAAAGCAGAGUUAAAAGAGAAGUAUCCAUCCGUGUUUGGUAACCAGAAAAUUUUACCAUUAGCAUCCAGAUCACCCCACAGCCCACUUCCCGGUUCCGCCACAAAUCCACCAAAAAUCGAGCUGUGUGUGGGAAAUGAGGACAGAAGUAUUCCGAAUUGAGCACAGGCGAGAAGAGCAGAAGAGAUGGGGUUUCAAGAGUUCGAAGUUGAAGCAUAGGCGAGUAUUCCGAGUUGAAGCAUAGGGUUUCUCAACAGAAUUUACUUACACAGAAACCUGUUUACUCUUCUGAUACCAAAAGGUAUUCAUCAUUUACCUCCUUUGAGUUUUUAUAUGGAAACAUAUUGAUGUGAUUAAAACCGAUUUAAAAAUAGUUAUUUGGGGAUGUGCUCAAAACAAUUUUAAAUAAAGCUGAGUAUAGAUUAUAGUACUAGCUUAGUGAGGUAAUAGUAAUGUAAUUCUAAAGGUAUUGGUAAUGUUGGGCCGAAUGGCAGUGCCUUCUUGCCGGUGUUUUUUGGAUUGGAACUCUUUGAUUGUGAAUGUCAAUCUCCUUAAGUUUUCUUAUAUAUAAAUACGACCUGGUUGUAAUUUUGAAUGCAUGUGCAAGGCAAUUGCAUGACACAUGUAAUCGAACUGAUUUUUUCUAAACAUAAAAACUGGUAAUAGAGCCACGCACCUAUUUGAGUGAAAUCAUUUGGGUGAAGCUUAUGAACUGAACACCUAUUUAAAUACAGCUUAUCCGGACAGAUAAUUAAAUGAAGAUUCAAUGAAGAUUUAAAGACAAAAACUUUGAAGAUAAAUAUCAACAACAAAAACUAAAUAACUAUAACUACACAUUAGUUCUUGAAUAUAUAUUUGAACUGAUUUUUUAUUGGUAUUAUUGUGCUUUGACAUUUUUAGUUUGCAUAGCCAUGAAUAAUUGGCCAGCACAUGCAUCGAAGGUGGUUAGUGUAGUUGUCUGCAAUUCCAACGGAAACACUCUAGGUUCUUAUGGAACAUGAACUAUCCUUCACAGCAGUCCUAACACCAUAACAGUGUUAACAUGCGGGCAUGUUGUGAAAGAUUAUUUCUUAGGGACUCGUGACUUUGUUCAAGUUCAUCUCGGGCCAGAAGAAGUGUAUCCGGCAGAAUUUCUUACCACCCAUGAGGAAACAAAAAUGGAGGUGGCGCUCCUAUUUUGUAAGAUUGCUAGCAACUCUGACGCGAAUUAUAUUCCUGAGUAUUGUACAGACUUGAUGCUCGGUAUGGAAGUAUACAUGGCUGCAUAUCCCUUAGGAAUCCCUCGAUUGUACGUAAGUCAGGGGAUUUUAAAUGCACCGGAGAAGGAAAACAAUAAGGUGAUGCGGCUGGUUAUGCAUGAUGCUAGUUCACGCGGAGGCUUUUCGGGUAGCACACUAGUGGAUGUCUGUGGCAAAGUAUUGGGUAUACAUGUCACAACGGGUCGAGAUUUCAAACAAGUGGUAGUAAUAGAACAUCUAUUUAGAGUCAUAGAGAAUUUCAUGAAGAGGAAUGGUCUGUUUGCUGCUGACCUUUCUGGAUGGGUUAAUUCCAAGAAUGCUUACGAGUACUUGGCUAACAUUGCAGAAUUCAAGGAAAGAGUGGCUGUUUAACACUCGGAAAUAUAUGAUCUUUUUCUUGAUUUUGGCUCCUAUGUUUUGUAUCUUUGAGGUUAGAAUUGUAAAAAGCUAACAUGAUUCACAUGGAGUAGAAUCACAAUAGAUUUUGCAAUUGCAAUGACAAAGUAGUUUCUUUCUCAUGCCAAGACACUGGUAUAAAGCAGAAAAAUGAGUUAGUUGCCCAGUUCAUGCUCAAGAACUCAAAUUUCAGUAUAUUCUAAGAUUUGGGUUCCCAUACUCAUUGAUGAUGAUGAUGAUGACACAUGGUAUUUUUCAUUGUACUUUGAUCUUGCACAGUUACAAACUUACAUGGCACCCUUAUCUCACCUACCAGUCUACCACAUCAGAUGUCUAUUAAAUUACUUGAAUUUCAAAUACUAGGUAUAUGAGUAACUUAGAAACAAGUCAAACAACUGCAGUUAAAAUGUAUUAAAAUGUAGAACUAUGUUGAAAAGAAGAAAGCAAUACUCUGGUGUAAUACAAGAUAUGAUUGUGCAUUUGGGAUUGGCAUGACCGAAGGAAGUGUUUCAAGGUACCUUAUAAGAAUAAAUUGGAUAUAGGAACUUUGACGUCAUGUUGUCAUUUCUAAGAAGUUGGGGCACCAAGAUGCCAAAUUGCUACAUAAAAGUGUAAAACUGUACAAUACAAUAUGCACACCGUUGAUGGUACAUUGUAUCCCCAUCUUUUAAUUUCCACGAGAUUUUAUCUCCUACACCUUUUUGGGCGAUCAAACCAAGUCUUAAUUUACAAUACGCAUUGCUGAGUUUAAAAAAAACUCAUUAUGUAAUCCAAAUAGAAAUAAAUAUCCUUUUUUCACAACCCAAAAAUCAAUGAUUAUUAAAAUACUACAAUAGUUGUUUAGCAACAGAACACCUAAAAACUCUAAACUACCUAGUAUGAACUAUGAAUUACGAACUAUCAUCUAUCUACAAAAAAGAAAUUGAUUUUUACUCCCAAAAGACUUCACCUCUUAUAGUGUUCUUUUAUCAGUUUUUUAUAGAUCUUUUGAUAGUUUUUUGUGUUAGAGUUUUUUUUCCUACACGUUUUGUCAUUGUGAGUUUCAUUUUUUCUCACUAUUUUCUAAACUAGUAGCAAUUUUUUGUAAAGGGUUUUUUUGCGCUAGUUUUUUUCAAAUAGCUUUGCUUCACUUUUGGGAUUGCAAAAUUUUCAAUAAAGUUUGUUAGGAUGUCUCGAACAGUUCCGUUUUGUCCCGGUUCCGAUUUAAAUGGACACAAAAGGUCAAAGUUUUGUCUCGUCCCGUUAUGAACCGUUAUUAUAAACCGGGUUCAGUAGCGUGACAAUCCAAUUCAUGUUCCGUCCCGGACCGUGUCCACCUUUAUUGCAUAUUUUCUAAGGGAUGACAAGUGGUAGAGAAUGAGGCAGACGAGCCGAGGCAAAAAAUAAAGAAAUUCAAGGAAUUGGCGUGGAAAUUUAUGAAUUAUCUUUCGGCUGAAGUAUUUGCAGUUGCAGUUACCUAUAUGCUAUAACGAGCCUUGGUCCACCAAAACAAAAUAUUUUUGGGGAGGACCUGGGGAUCAGGUCUGGCCUGACCAGAAACCAGAAAUACAAGUAAGAUUUUUUUUUUGUUAUUACUAUUUUUGGUUCAAACUCAUUUUAUUUAGUUAUUUAUAUUGUAUUUAGACCUAGGAAAUAUAACCAUGUGCAAGGUUUUUUAAAAAACACUAUUUUAUUUUUUCCCUUGGCAUUUUCCGAGCUAAAUCUAAGCACAAGAAAAUAACUCUCUUAGCAUUUAUCUUCUUUUCCCUAUAGCAUUUUGUAAGAUCCAAACAUACCUUUAGUGUCCCUUAGGUACUCAUAAAAUCCUAGGGAAAGAGGAAAAUCUCAAGCAAUACUAUUUUCUUACAUUUGAAUUUGACUUGGGAAAUGCAAUGAAAAAUAAAAUAGAAGCAAUUACAAAUUUAUGACAAAAAUAAAGAUUGUUUACAAAAAUAUGACUAAUGACUACUGACUAGAGUAGUAAUGAAAUAAUAGUAACUUAUGCUCACGUUUUAAACUUAAGUUACCACCAUACUAGAUUGUAGUCAGGGUCGAAGCCAGACUAAAGUGGUGUCAAACAAAGGAUUAUUAGCUUACUUUAUCCCAAACUAUCAUCAAAAAUUCACAAAUCUAUCCUACACUUUCAUUUUUUAAAAACAAAAGACUCAAACUUCAUGUUUUUCAACAAUUAUGCUUUUUUUUAUUAUACAUCUUUAUCAAUACAAUAUUGUAAACUUAAAACUAGAAAAAAGUGAAGAAUAUGAUAUAUAAAUAUAAUUUUCUUCUUGAUUUUUACUAAUUCAUCCAUUGAAAGUGUAAUUGUGAAAAAAGUUGAAGUUUGAGCCCUUUUUUUAAUAAAAGUGAAUGUAUAGGAUAAAUUUAUGAAUGUCAUGAUAUUUGGGGAUAUGAUUAGCUAAUAAUCCAGAUUAAGUAAUGCAUAUUGUAAAUGAAAUAAAGCAUACACAUAAAUAACUAAGUGAUUUUUUAAUAAUGCAUAAACAUAUUCGGAGUAAAUAACUAAGCAUUUUUAAAAUACGUAAUGCAUAAACAUAUAAAUAACUGAAUAUUUUUAUGUAUUAGUAAAAAUAACUUUUGUGGUUUUAUGAGAAAUUCUUACAACAUUACUUAUUAAUUUAUCGUGUUCACUUUACUCAAUCAUUCAAUACUUAUUUCAUUUAUAGUAUUCAUACAUCAACUAAAACAAGAGUAUAUAUUCAAAAUUUCAAAUCUAUUGAAAUCAACAAGUAUUAAUAGAAAAUAACAUUUGACUUCCAACACUGUUCAAAUUAUUGAUUGGAUAAUCAUUUUUAUUUGGCUAAAGGGUCAAAUAGACCCCUGAACUAACUUAAAGUGUUCAAUUAGCCCCAUAUGUAAGAGGUUCAGCCCGGUCAUUGCCAAUUGGGGAGGUUCACGGUUCAAUUUUUUGAUGAAAUUUUUUGAGCAUCUUCUUCGUUAAGUCUAGUUUACCCAUACCAAAUUUCAGCUAACAAUUCAACCGAGAAGGCAGUCAAAUGAUUUUCCGAAAUGUACUGUGUUGUUUAACUGCGCAGUUAUCUUCAAAAAAUCAUUUGACUGCCUUUCCGGUUGAAUUUUUAGCAACACAUUUGUGAAAUCAUUUUGAAAUCAUUUGUGGUUGAAUUCAUCUUGAACAUUAUGAUGAACAUUUGAUUUUUUUCUCAAUACAAGAUCAACUUCCAAAUAUUCAAAAUCAACAUUUUGGUCAUGUAGAUUAUCAGCACCGUUCUAAAAAUCGACCUAGUCAAACCGAUUAAUCAACCUAGUCGGCGUUAAUUGUUAAUGGCUAAUCGGCCUAGUCAGGCAAAAAAUCGGCCUAGUCGGCCAUCUAGGCGUUAAGCGCUAUUCAACUGUCUGACUAGCACCUAAAAAAUUUUAGAACAAUGAUUAUCAAUCAAGUUAAUUUCACAUUCAACAAUUAUUUGAUCCAAUUCUUCAUAUAAUAAUAAUGGUGAAUCAUUUGAAUUAACGUCCGAACAACUUUGGUGCUCUGGAGUUUUUUAAAAUUUGUGCACACCAUCAAAAUAUCUUUUCAUCCCAAAUCGCAAAAUAUUGAUAUAACAUUCAUAAAUACAAAAAAAUUAAUAAUUAAAUGUGAACAUUCAAAUAAAUUUUAAUAAUUCAUCCAAAAAAAAUGAAUUAAGAAAGCCAAGCGGUUUAGGUCCAAAAGAGUUCUCAAAUCUAGGCCUGGACUCGGGCCGGGCGGCCCGACCUGGAACCGGCCCGGCCACUGUAGCAACCGGCCCGGCCCGGUGGCCCGGUCCACCGGCGUUUCGGGUCGAACCGGCCCGGUGGUUCCCGGUUCCGGGCCCGGGCCUUCCAUAUGGUGAACCGGCCCGGCCGGUUCGGGCCCGGUCCGGGCCGGAAAUAUUUUUUUUUUUAUUUUUUUUUGAAAAUUUUUUAUGUUUUGGGUUAGAUUAGGUAUUUUGUCCAUUUGAGGUGGUUUGGGGGGGUUUGGGGUUGAUAAAGAGGGGUAGGGGAUUAAAUAAAGAAGCCAAAAAAAAAAAGGGCAGGUGGCCCAGCCCGGAACCGGCCCGUUCUGGCCCGGAACCGGCCACCCCCGGUUCGGGCUCGGGCCUCAAUAUUCUGAACCGAGGCCCGGCCGGGCCCAGGCCCGAGGCCCGAACCGGCCCGGUUCAGUCCACCCCUACUCAAAUCCAAGAGUUCAUGUUCCGUUUUUUGAUAAACUUGUCUGUUUACAAUAAGGAAUAAAAAAAUGGCCGUGAGAGCGAGCAGCAAGGAAGUCGAUCCCUGAACCUCAGGCAAAAAGACACACUUUUAACGCGACAGAGAAACCAUUCCUACACGCCAUCUUUUAAGCAUCACGGUAGUGUUUUGUGUAUAUAUACAUAUAGUGUAAAAUUUUAUAUACAUUAUAUAAUAUAUAUAAGUAUUUUAUUGGAGGUCGAUGGGGUCCCUGGACCCCGUGGGUCCCUUAGUGGGUCCGCCUCUGGAUGUAAAAGAUAUUUCCGAUACUAAUGAGAUGACUCAGCAGUCUAAGGGUGACAAAUGUAUCUUAAACAAGUAGGAGUGGUGCGUAUAAUGUGAAUUUAAUAAAAAUCUUGUAAAAUGUAUAUUUGCAAACAAAAAAAUUAGUGGUGCGUAACACUAAAAUCGGUUGAAUCUAAUGAGAAAUUGUGUUGAAAUUUUUGAAGUUAUGUCUGAAGUGACUGUAUUGAUUAAUUAUGUUGAUUUAUGAAUAAAUUAUAUUCAGAAUAUAUUUUAUUAUUAAAAUAAAGAAAAAAUUAUAUGAAACAUCUACUAUAAUUUCAGCCAAUACAGCCAGAAAAGUAACCUCAACUCUAUCUUUCUUUUUAUGACACAAUUCAGCGCGCGAAAUCAAAAGUUACGUGUUUGAUUAAAGAGUUGGUUGGUAAGCUUGAAAAGUCGAAAAACAGAGUUACCAAAUAGGCUCUUAGUGUGAUAAUUCAUUUAUCCUUUUUUAAUAUAAUAUAUAAGCUUUAUACUAACAUAGAGGUAAAAUUCAAAUUAUAUUAAAAUAAUGAAUCGUUGGCCACUUUGCUGACAAUACAAUGAGGAAUUACAUCAUAAUUGACCCUCUGAUCUGAGAUAACAUGUGUCCUUGGCUCUUUGCUAAAGUGUGAGGAACAUGGUUCGUAGACCGUUUACAAAAAGAGACACUAAAAUUAUUCUUUGUUUUUAUAAAUUUUCUGAUGUCAUCAACCAUGAGGUGAAGAUAAGAGGAGUUGUCCCUUCGGUUAAGCCCCUAAACCACGGUGAGUACAUCCAUCUCGAUCUCCACAUUACUCCAGCCUACCCAGCACGAAACUCCCUGAGCUUCGAUAAAUUCUCCAUGCAAUCCAUCCCCAAGUCUGAACCGUUUACGUUUUUUUCAUAUAUUCCAAAGAAUAGAAAAGAACUUGCUCCUGGCCUCCAUGUUUGAACCGUCAUGCUGCUGCCGCAGCCUCCUCCACCGAGACAUGCACCGGCCCCGUUGGGAUCCCCGCCUGCAGUCAUACCUCGCGUAGCCGAUCACAAGAGCGCAUCACAUGGUCCAAGGACUCCUCGCCACAUAGUUUGCCUAAAAAGGAGAUUUCUCCUUUAGUGGGUUUAGUUGAAUGUUCCGUUUAGGUCACACCCAAAUAUGAUGAAACGACCUACCAGUCUACAAUCGUCUAGGUUUUAAAAGCCAAGUAAGUUUUUCCCCUAAACAUAGAUAUGCUCCUGGCUUAAAACCUAAUCAACUUCCAAACAAAAAUCCUCAUGCUAACAUGGCUAAUGUUUCUACUGAUCCUGCUCCUACUGAUAUGGACUUCUGUGAUCCUGAACUCCAUAACAAGUUCCUUCAAUUCAUACAAAACCAGAAUGUUAAAACUGCUUCUGCACGACUGCACAUGUUGCCAUGACUACUUCUGUUGAUACUGGCAUGAAAUCUUCCCUUGAUGAUCAUCAGUUUUCAACUAAUGACUCUACUUUUCUAGGACCACGGACCACGGACCACGGACCAUCUCAUCAGCAAAAUGAUUGGUUAUGCUGAUAUUCAUAAUGGAUUAUACCAUUAUAAUCCUGAUACAUCUAUUCUCCCAAAACAGAACCACUCUUAUGUUGUUAAUUCUGUUAGCUCUGAUUGGGCUAAUUGGGCUGCUCACUAUCUGGCCCAGGAAAAAAUGGAUCAUAUGAAAAUUUAUAAGGAAGUGGGUCAACUACCUAUUUUAGUUAAAAGAGCUUUUUCGGCUGAUUUUUUUGGUAUUUCUUCAUUUAGGAAUAAAUUCCAAGCUGUUUGAUACUUUAUUUUGUUUCUUUUUUGGGAGGUUUCGGUUUGGUCCCCCUCUGCUGUACUCAAAUUAUUUUAAUAAAAUUCGGCAUAUGUCCCCCGAUAUAUGUCCCAAUGAUUUUGGUGGUUGAC